AUGUCGUCAGAAGACGGUGCUUUCGUUAGUUCUAGUCCCAUUGCGCUUCUUCCCGAUGAGCUCCUUGGUGCCAUCUUCUUGCUGAACUCACUCAAAGUCCAAGAAGUAGACGACAAUACCGACGCACCCCUUCACGAUCGACAUGCGACACUCCUUGCAACCAGCGCCGUAUGCAAACGAUGGCGCGAAGUGGCGUUCAGCUAUCCAGUCCUGUGGGGUAACGUAAUCGACUUUGAGAAGCACUCCGACAAGUGGAUAGAAGAGCUGCUCCGCCGAUCCAAAUCGUCCCUCAUCGACGUAGGCGAACAAUCCGCCUUUAAAGCCAUUCAUCUACGCAACCCCAAGUCACGGCCCAUUCUCCAGAGUCUUGCCCGGGACCGCUCAAAGCUCCGUACGCUCUCGCUCAACAUCCGCAUCUCCCCGUUCGACUACAUAUGCCAGAAUUUCCUCCAACAUCCUGCCCCGAACCUCGAGUACUUCAACCUCAUCACGUCCUCGCCCUUCCCCGAGUUCUUGCACCCCGACCCGCUGUUCAUGGACCAAGCCCCGCGCCUGCGGGAGUUUCAUUUACAGCGCUGUCUCGUCGAUUUUCGCUCAGUGGCACUGCAUCAUCUCACAUCAUUGUCAGUCAUGGACAUCAUAUCGCCUGGGAUAUUGUCGUUUAGAAGACCUAAUCACCCAUUGAAAGUCGCCCCGACUGUGCGAGGGUGGCUCGAGAUCCUGAAGGACAUACCGUCACUUCAGUAUCUCACUUUACACAACGCCAUCACGCGCACGGAUUUCGAUAGGGAUACGCUUAGCUCGCUCAAAGGGAUCGAUCUCCCGAAUCUCAUUUUCCUGACUAUCGGUGCAGAGCUUCAAGAUGGUGCCGUUUUCCUGAACCACGUCUCGAUCCCAGGGGCAUGUGGCAUUAGGUUGCGAUUGAAUUGCCAAAGGUCGUCCCUUGGGAAGAGUGGAGAGGAUUUGCUCACAUACCUCGGCCAACGCCUCUCCCACUGGCCCCACGAUUCCCCAGACCGGUACCUCCAAGCCAAAGCCCUCAGCGGGUCCCGAAUCCACUUCGGGAACUCGCACCGCGUUGGGUAUGUUUGGGACAUGACCGAGCCUGACGUGAUCGCAGACCAUAAGCGGUCCUCCAGCGACCCAUUGACGUGGCUCGUCCUCUCGUUUAACACCUCGGAGGACACCCUGGGGUUCUUCGACAAGCUACUCUCACUCUAUCAGCCCACGUACGCGACGACGACUGUCCUGGUCCUGUGGUUGGACGAAGAGUUUGCCAGGACGAGCAACAAUGACCCGGCACUCCCGGCUUUCGACGUCCAGGUCCUCCACUCGUUCACCUCGGUGAAGGCCCUGAAUCUGCUCGAGAGAUCGCCACUUUACCUCCUCCCUCUCUUCCAAUCAGCAUCGUCCGCGACGAGCACAAUCCUCCCCUCCCUCCGGUCCCUACGACUGACGAAGACGAAUUUCGAGGACGAGCAACGCGCUGCGUACUUCACGGUCCUCGCCUUCCUCUUCUGGAGAACUCAUGUCCAGGCCCCAGUGGCCGAACUUCAAGUUAUCGAUGGGAAGAUAAACGCGGAGACGGUAGACUCGUUGGAACGCAACGGGAAUGUGAAGAUCAUGCAAGCCCCGCUGCAGUACAUUCCCGUGGAUUACCUGUCCGAUGGUGGACCAUGA
Messenger RNA from Cyclocybe aegerita, 1680 nucleotides. NCBI's taxonomy places the organism in Eukaryota, Fungi, Basidiomycota, Agaricomycetes, Agaricales, Hemipholiotaceae. The record is from the annotation of a GenBank genome assembly.